This is a messenger RNA of Poecilia latipinna (sailfin molly), 6520 nucleotides long. It is a transcript of the gene otogl, whose product is annotated as otogelin-like. The annotation marks the transcript as partial. Gene Ontology annotation, cellular component: extracellular matrix. The record is from RefSeq and is a predicted model, not a curated record. Gene Ontology annotation, biological process: L-arabinose metabolic process. Gene Ontology annotation, molecular function: alpha-L-arabinofuranosidase activity. The transcript has 43 exons. Lineage: Eukaryota; Metazoa; Chordata; Actinopteri; Cyprinodontiformes; Poeciliidae.
CAUCAGGUAUGCAUUCAGUCAGUGACAGUGGUGCUGGAUGAAGAUGCAAGUCAUCAAAUCACCUUGACCAGAGAAGGGGAGGUGAUAAUCGGUGUCAACCCAACCCCCACCCUGCCUUAUGUUGACGAUGCAGUAAAUGUGCACAGACUGACCUCUGUGGUUACCCAGCUAAAAACAGGGAUUGGUUUACGCCUGCUUUAUGAUGGCCAAGGAGGGCGGGUGUACUUGCAGCUCGGCAGCCAGUGGCGUGGACAAACACUGGGACUCUGUGGAACUUUUAACGGAAACCUACGAGACGAUUUCCUGUCUCCAGCAGGGAUGAUAGAAGGUACUCCUCAGCUUCACGCCAAUGCUUGGAAAGUGUCGUCUGCUUGUGUCGCUCCGGUUAAUCUGCCCAUUGUAGACCCGUGUGAGACGAACCAGCACAACGCAUAUUAUGCUUCCCAGUGUGAUGUGCUUGUGGAGAGUGUGUUUGCUCCGUGUCAUGGCUACAUUAGUCCAAACAUCUACCAGCAGCAGUGCCGCUACCAGGCCUGUCGCUGUGGGAGCAGCUGCCUGUGCACUGCGCUGGCUCACUACGCUUACCUCUGCUCCAAACAUGGAGUCGACCUUAAUUUCAGGUCGCAAGUCUCUGAGUGCGGAGUUGUAUGUCUGGGAGGAAUGCAGUACCACUCAUGCGUGUCUUCCUGUGGCCGGUCCUGUCGUGGUCUUGCCAACACCGAGACCUGCAGCCCAGCUGACUGCGCCGAAGGUUGCGCCUGUCUAGAUGGCAGUUACUAUGACGAUGUGCGCAGGCGCUGUGUGCAGUUGUCACAGUGUCACUGCUACUCCAUGGGUGGUGUGUCGCAGCCAGGAGAAGUGACCUUCACUGCAUCUGGCCCUUGCCUGUGCAGAAGUGGGAAGAUGGAGUGUGAGCCAGAAGAAAAAGAACCAGACAGCGUAGAAGAGGGAGAGUGUCCAGAAGGAAAAGUGUACCACAGCUGCAGAGAGCAGAGAGGAGGCGUGGCUUGUGCACCGACCUGCCGUAACCUGAUGUUGAACCUCACCUGCCCUCCCAACACACUGUGCAUACCAGGCUGUGUUUGUCCUCCAGGGCUCGUGCUGCACCAGGGGGAAUGCUACUAUCCAGAGAACUGCCCCUGCGCGUGGCUUGGACUUGAAUACCUGCCUGGACAAGUUGUGGAAACAUCUUGCUACAGAUGUGUGUGCCAUCGGGGCUAUUUUAACUGCAGCUACUCUCCAUGUCCAGCUGUGUGUACUGUGUACAGCGACAGACACUAUCACACCUUUGAUGGCCUUGAAUAUGACUACCAAACCGACUGCCAGGUCUACCUGCUUAAAAGUGCUGGAGAAACCGAAGUAUCCAUUGUUGCCCAAAACAAGGACUGCUAUGAGAGCGGCAUUGUGUGCAUGAAAAUACUGGUCAUUCAUGUGGGACUGACCAAGAUCUACUUCACUGACAACUCUGGCAAUCCAAGUCCUUCUACUGUUGUGGGUCGAGAGUCAGAGUUUGAGAUCUGGAAUGCAGGUUACUACACCGUGGUCCACUUCUCCAGUCAGGAUCUGACCAUCCUCUGGGACCGCAAGACUACUGUACAUAUAAGAGCUGGACCCCAUUGGAAGGGUCUCCUCAGUGGCCUGUGUGGAAAUUUUGACAGUGUGACAGUGAAUGAUAUGACCACUUCUAGCCACAUGGAAGUCAAUAACGCGCAGACAUUUGGAAACAGCUGGGCCCUGGGACAGUGUGAAAGUGACUACAUAGUUGAGCGACCGUGUGAACGGGACUUGGGGAGACAGCCGUACGCUAAGAGGGAGUGUGCGCUCCUCUACAGCGAUGUCUUUGCACCCUGUCACAACGUGGUUGAUGUGGCCUGGUUUUAUAGGAACUGCCUAACAGACACUUGCAACUGUAACCGCGGGGGAGACUGUGAGUGUCUCUGUACGUCCAUUGCUGCGUAUGCACACAAAUGCUGCCAACAGGGGGUCACGAUACACUGGAGGUCUCCCUCUGUGUGCCCCUAUGACUGCGAAUACUAUAAUCAAGAGCUCGGCGAUGGCCCAUUUUCCUUGGUGAGUGCUGUCUUUAAUGACACCAUGUUUGGAGUGAAUCGUACCAGCAGCGCAGUGUUUCCACUUACGAGAGAAAGACCGGGACAGUUGCCAGCUCCCGGCAUUCUGUUCAACUUCAUGAUCACUACAGGGCUUUGGAGGAACAGGACAUCACGUGUUCCUGUAGUUUCCCUUGAAUCUGCAGAGAGGCCAAACUACUUCUUCACAGUGUCAGGACGCAGCCGUCUCCAGUUGGAGCAGUGGAGUCGAGGGCCAGAGUUUAGCCGCAGAGCCACCUUCAUCCAGCACCAGGGUCUGUUUCUACCAGGUUACGCUUCGUUCGAAGUGGUCAGCCAACCUGGAGUCUUUCUGACGCUCACACGCGGAGCGGCUCGAGCGCAGAGAUACAGCACUGCAGAGGGCUUCAAGACCAGCAGCAGCUUCACACUCGAGGACAGUCCUUUUGUUAUACCAUACCGCAUGAUGUGCGAAUGGCGUUAUCAGGCUUGUGCAAGUCCCUGCGUGCACACAUGCAGUGAUCCAGAUGCGACCCGCUGCCAGUUCCUGCCUCCGGUGGAAGGCUGUUUCCCUCGCUGCCCAAAAAACAUGGUGCUGGAUGAAGUCACAAGACGCUGUGUCUACUCAGAGGACUGUGUUAUGCUCCCCUCAACUCCAACGCCUUUUGCAUAUGUGACUCGGUCCAACAGAACCACUACGCCACCACCAACUCCAACUACAACCGCGAAAGCAACAACAAUCUCCUCCACCACUGUUAGUCCCACCACAUCUGCACCCACCACCACCACCGCACCGACUGUUCCCACCACAACGGUAACCACUAAACCAGUCACUACUCUGCUUACAACAUCUCCAACCACGACUCCUGCUUCUACUACAACCAUCGUUACCACGACUCCAUUUGAGACUUCCACCCCCAGUACAACCGUGAUGAGCCCCACUCCAACCACAGAGAUCACCUCAACUACUCCCUCCACUUCACCCACGACAGUCCCGAAAACUACUCCCGAGGUUACCACACCAACUACACCGCUUGCGACGUCCCCAACCACCCUGCCACCAACGACCACCGUCAUCACAACUGUCCCCACCACGACUGUACCUGAAACCACGCCCACAACUACGUCACAACCAGAAACAACAAUCACCACAGAGAUUUCCACCUCAGUGGAAACGACCACAGCCCUUCCUUCAACUGAGCCCACCACUGUUACCAGCACAGAGAUGAUCACAAGCCCUGAAACUGAAGAAGUGUCUACCAGGAUCCCUUGGCCCACUGGUCCAUGCACACCUCCAUUCUCCUAUCGUAUCGAUGAGUGUGCCGAGCUAAUUUGUUUCAACGGAGAGCUGCUCUUUCACAACUCCUCUCUCCACUGUCGCUACAAUACUGCCCCCCCUCAGUGCAGUCUGCUGGGCCUGCCUAUCCUCAUCAACACAGACCCCUGCUGCCCACUGUGGCAGUGCCCAUGUCGCUGCACUGUGAUGUCAGAUCUACGCGUGAUCACAUUUGAUGGUAACAAUGUGGCCUUGUAUGACAACGGUUCUUACAUUUUGGUUAACCUGCCGAGAGAGACGAUUAUUGGCACAGUGGAGAAAUGUCCAACCAGCCAGAGCGUAAACUCCAUCAGACGAACUAGUCCUACUGGUGGAACAUCUGGUCUUUGUUUCAAGAAGCUCAACAUCACUACUUCCAACUACAGAAUCAUUGUCAACAGACUCGAUCGCAAGGUGACUGUGAACUACAGACCUGCUAAGCUCCCAUUCUCACGUCACUCCCUCUAUGUGGAAGAUACAGGCAGCAUGUACCUGAUCCACACACCUGGCAGCAUCAGCAUACAGUGGUAUCACAGCACAGGGAUUAUGGUGCUGCAGUACAACGCGCCUAGUCAUGCGUUCGUCCCCACUCGUGGCCUGUGUGGUUGCUGUGAUGGGAAUCCAGAAGAUGACCUGAAACUCCCGAACGGCACGGUGGUCAGAGAGGUGGGAGACAUGAUGCUCUUUCUGCAGGCGUGGAGAGUCCAUUUGACAGAUGAGACCGAACACACACGCAGGGUGGGAGACAACUGCACCACAGGGGACUGUUCCACCUGUCUGUCUAUGCUCACCCAGAGAGCCUUCACACCAUGUCAUAGCAAGGUGCCUCCAGAGCAGUUCUGUGACAUCAUGUGGGCAGGAGACUUGCAUUACAAGGAUCAUCAGUGUGACUUUCUGGCUGCUUAUGUGGCAGUUUGUUACACGCACCAAGUCUGCAUCAGCUGGAGGCGGCACAACUUCUGUCCAUUAAGGUGUCCGCCUGGUAAAGAGUAUCAGCCCUGUGUAAGCACCUGCAACAGCCGCACUUGUCUGAACAAAGACUACUACGAGGAAACCACCUGCUCUUUCAUCAGGGAGGAGUGCGUGUGUCGCAGUGGAACCAUCCUGCACCGAGCCGACUCUCCCUAUUGUGUCACCGAAGAUCGAUGUGUCUGCACAGACAACGAAGGCAACCCCCGGGCCCCAGGAGAGGUGUGGAACGGCUCCACUCGAAGCUGUUGCCUGUACAAAUGUAUGGAGAACGGCUCUGUGGUGGCGGUCGAGCCAGACUGCAGUGCUGUCCCGACGCCGCUGUGUGAGAGGGAGGGAGAAUAUGUGCUGGAUGUACUGGAGGAAGGGUCCUGUUGCCCUAAGAAGAUCUGUGAGUGCAACAUGACCAUCUGUGACAGUGAAGCUCCACCUUGCGAUAAUGGAAACAGACUGGUCAUUGGUUACAGCGCACUCUCCUGCUGCCCGGAAUACCGAUGUGAGUGUGACCCUAUGGCGUGCCCUCCUGUCUUUGCUCCCGACUGUAGAGAAGAUCAGUUCCUUGUCGAGGUCAGGGGUCAAAAAUCCUGCUGCUACUCUUACCUUUGUGUGUGCGAGACGUGCAUUGAACCCAUUCCCAGUUGCUCUCACGGAGAAAUUCUGGCUGUCGAUCCAAAUACCACCAACAGCUGCUGUCCCCAGUACCACUGCGUGUGUGAUGUUAAUCAAUGCCCUAAAUCAUCUCUGAGCUGUGCACCUGGUCUCUCUUUGGUUGAAACUGCUGCACCCGGUGACUGCUGUCCCCAGCAUCACUGUGAAUGUCAAUGUGAAGACCGAGCUCUCCCCAUGUGUCAGCUGGGGGAGGUGCAGGUUGAAGUUCCUGACAGCAGCACCAACUGUGGCUGUCCUCAGCAUGCAUGUCAGAAGGCUGAGGUGUGCCUUUUCCAAGGAGUGACAGUUCUGGGUCCAGGCCAGUCCCUGGUCCAGUAUUUUGAAGGAGAGCUGUGCUACACUGUCCAGUGUCUUCCUUACAAAGACCCACAGACUGGCUUCUAUGCAAUGGAAAUCACCUCUGUUAACUGCUCCCAAAAGUGUGGAUCGCACCAGGCAUACGUCCCUUCUACAGACCCUCAAGUGUGCUGUGGCUCCUGUAAAAACAUCUCUUGUACUUUCACCAACGAAAAUGGGACAGCAGAAUUUUUCACUGCAGGGAGUUCCUGGGUGGAAAACUGCACGCGUUAUGAUUGCGUGGAGACAGCGGUCGGAGCGGUGAUACUUGCAUCUGGUGUUAUCUGCCCUCCUUUUAAUGAUUCAGAAUGUAUUCAGAGCGGGGGUGUAGUUCAGAGCUAUGUAGACGGCUGCUGCAAGACAUGCUCUGGACUGGGUGUUUUACCGUUUACCGUUAACCCCAUAACACCCACUGGUAGUACUAACUGUGAUACAGGUAAAGAGGAUGGGAAGACGUGUAAGCGUGUGGCCAUUCGGACCACCAUUAGGAAGGACGACUGCAGGAGCAACGCACCAGUUACAGUGUAUUCAUGUGAUGGAAAAUGUCCAUCUGCCACCAUAUUCAACUUUAACAUCAACAGUCACGCAAGGUUCUGUAAGUGCUGCCGUGAGAGUGGACUACAAACACGGACCGUCUCGUUGUACUGCUCUCGGAACGCCAGCAUGGUGGACUACAACUUCCAGGAACCUCUUGACUGUUCCUGCCAAUGGAACUAGAAAUAUGAAUAAGUGUGUGACCAACAUAAAAUUAUUUUUUGGGGGGUGCAUUUGGAUUAAUAUUGUAAAACUGGCCAACCAUGAAUAAAAAACAGCCAUUUUUAUUUUAUUUUAUUUUACUUUUUUAUGAUAGCCGACUGGCUUGUGUCGCAGUUUUGAUAGAAUUAUUGAUGCGAGUCUUCCAGUAGUUUUGUCUGCACUUUAGUUGUGUAUUUUAUUAAAACCAGCUCUGUGAACCCCUGUCAGUUUUACUUGGGCUUCCAGAUUAGUUGUGCAUUUUUUUUCUGCAUAUCAACAGCUAAUAGGUUAAAACAGCAGUUCCUACAUUGAUACCAAUGUUGUAUUCAGAUUAUAAAUUGGCAUUUUCUUUGCAUUAUCUGAUAAAUAUAACUUUGUGGUGUGGUUCUAUAGAAAAUUUAAGCAGUUGUUUUUUUUUUUUGUUUUUUUU